GGACAAUUGAGGUGUGGUCGGUGCUUGAAUGGAUCAGUAGAUGAACGUUUUUACUUAGUUGAAACCGGUCAGUUACAUACGAUAUAAGAUUUUGAUGUUACAGAAAUGGCUGCUAUAAGAAAGAAGCUGGUCAUUGUAGGAGAUGGUGCAUGUGGUAAAACUUGUCUCCUGAUUGUGUUCAGCAAGGACCAGUUCCCUGAAGUCUAUGUGCCAACAGUAUUUGAAAAUUAUGUAGCAGAUAUAGAAGUAGAUGGAAAACAGGUUGAGUUGGCUUUGUGGGAUACUGCAGGUCAAGAAGAUUAUGACCGACUUAGACCACUAUCUUACCCUGAUACAGAUGUUAUCCUAAUGUGCUUCGCCAUUGACAAUCCAGACAGUUUAGAAAACAUCCCUGAAAAAUGGACGCCAGAGGUGAAACAUUUCUGUCCAAAUGUUCCAAUUAUUCUUGUGGGAAACAAAAAAGACACUAGAAAUGAUGAAAAUACAAAGAGAGAACUACGUAAAAUGAAGCAAGAGCCUGUUAAAACAUCAGAAGGGCAGUCAAUGGCAGAGAACAUCCAUGCCAAGGCCUACAUGGAAUGUUCAGCGAAGACAACAGAGGGGGUACGAGAAGUGUUCGAGGCUGCCACUGCCGCUGCUUUGUCUACUAAGAAAAGGAGAAGACGACGUUUUUGCGUUGAACUUGCCCUUUGGGAUACUGCCGGCCAGGAAGAUUAUGACAGGUUACGUCCCCUAUCCUACCCAGACACUGACGUCAUUCUCAUGUGCUUUUCCAUAGACAGCCCCGACAGUUUGGAGAACAUCCCUGAAAAAUGGACUCCGGAAGUGAAGCACUUUUGUCCAAGUGUUCCAAUAAUUCUUGUAGGAAAUAAAAAAGAUCUUAGAAAUGACGACCAGACCAAACGAGAGCUAAUGAAGAUGAAACAAGAACCAGUCAAAGUUGAUGAAGGAAGAUCCACAGCAGAAAAAAUCAAUGCUUUUGGAUACCUAGAAUGCUCAGCUAAAACCAAGGAAGGCGUUAGAGAAGUAUUUGAGACAGCCACCAGAGCAGCCCUACAAAAGAAGAGGAAGAAGAGGGGAUUCAAACUUGUAUCUUUUUCUAUGUACUAUCUUCAGGUUGAACUUGCCCUUUGGGAUACUGCUGGCCAGGAAGACUACGAUAGGUUACGUCCCCUGUCCUACCCAGACACUGACGUCAUUCUCAUGUGCUUUUCCAUAGACAGCCCCGACAGUUUGGAGAACAUCCCUGAAAAAUGGACUCCGGAAGUGAAGCACUUUUGUCCAAGUGUUCCAAUAAUUCUUGUAGGAAAUAAAAAAGAUCUUAGAAAUGACGACCAGACCAAACGAGAGCUAAUGAAGAUGAAACAAGAGCCUGUCCGACCAGAGGAGGGAAGAGCCACCUCAGAAAAAAUCAAUGCUUUUGGAUACUUGGAAUGCUCAGCUAAAACCAAGGAGGGAGUGAGAGGAGUAUUUGAGACAGCCACCAGAGCAGCUCUUCAAACAAAGAAAAAGAAGCGUGGUGGCUGUGUGUUGCUAUAACAACUCUGUAUGACUGUAAUGUUAGGCUUUGUAGUGAAUAUUGUACUGAAUGGUUACAGACAUUCAAAAAGCUUCAUCUCAACUGUGUGCUGGGCAUAACAGUAUCACUCUGUACUUCUCAAUCAAGAUCCUAUAUAUGUAUUCUGGUUAGGCUGAAUUCUGUGUUUAUCAUAUUGCUCGACUACAGUAUGUGUGUGGUUCAUAGGUAAUUUCUUGUGGUGUACUGAUAAAUUUAUCAAUAUCUUUUUUUUCCAUUCUGACUAAGGAAAUUUUGCUUUGCAAGAAAAAUCAAAAUCUGAUUUUGUUUUUCAAAAAUGAAACAAUGAUUGAGUGCUGAAUUGAAAAAAAAAGUCCAUUAUGUAAUUCUAAGUUCUCAGUAUUAAGAAAUCUUCAAGUCUAUUUUACAUCUUAACCUUGUUAAUUUACACAUGUAAUAUGACACCUACUGAUAAUGACAGGCAUUCUUUUUGUUCACUAGUGACAACACCAGUUUACACGUGAUAAAAGCUAGGUGCUCACAAGAUUCACUAGUGUUCAUUAAACUGAAUGACCUGGACAAAAUCGAGGGUUCUGUUGUCAAAUACAAAAGCAUAGUCAAAAGUCCAGUUUUCUGUCAUCACAAACUGACCAGUGGAGGUAAAUGUUCUGUUGUCAAAAACUGAUGAAUAAACAUGAAAGUCCAAUGUUAUGUUGUCAAACUGACCAGUGUAGACAAAAGUCAGGCAUUCUGUCAUCACAGACUGACCAGUGUAGACAAAAUUUAGGUGUUCUGUUGUCAAAAACUGAUGAAUAAACAUGAAAGUCCAAUGUUAUUUUGUCAAACUGACCAGUGUAGACAAAAGUCAGGCAUUCUGUCAUCACAGACUGACCAGUGUAGACAAAAUUUAGGUGUUCUGUUGUCAAAAACUGAUGAAUAAACAUGAAAGUCCAAUGACAUGUUGUCAAACUGACCAGUGUAGACAAAAGUCAGGCAUUCUGUCAUCACAGACUGACCAGUGUAGACAAAAUUUAGGUGUUCUGUUGUCAAACUGACCAUUGUAGGCAAAACUGACCAGUGAAGGCAAACUUUAGGUGUUCUGUGGUCUUAUUGACCAUUGUUUGCCAAAAAAAGAUAAAUGACCCGAUGCUCUAUCAAACUGACCACUUUAAGGUAAAUGGUCAGUUGUUAUGUUGUCAAACUGCUGUAGUUAGUAUGUGUUCUGUUUGUAAACUAUUCCACUAUGGUUGUAUCAUGCUGAUGGUCAUUGUUUUCAUAAACAAAUCCCUGUUUUUUCUUGUUUUCAUUCCAGAUAAGAUGUUUUGGACAUGAUGAUUAUUUUUAACAGUUUUACUAGCAAAAUUCAAAAUCUGAGAUGUAAACACUUGUAGCACGUCUUUUAUUUGAGGAAAAAAGUAAAGUAAAAAGAAGGUAUCUUUUUCCUAAACUAGUUAUCUAACAAGAAAUUUAUGCAAAAUUACAUGAAGGAAUGUACAAAAAAACGACAUUCAAAGAUUUCAAACCAUUCAUUAAAAACAUAACAUGGUUGUAAAUUUUGUCUAAUUCAACAAAGGAACCACAAUAUUUACCUUGUAAAUAACACAGGAGCAAAAUCAGUUCCUUUGUAUUUAGAUUGCAUGGUUGAUUGUAAAAAGAUAUAUAUAAUUGUAAAUUAUGUACAAAUAUGCAUCAUAUUUUAUUUAGUAUAGGUAAAAUUAGUGUCAAGUGAAAUGAUUAAUAUCCUGUAAGAUUCUGAAUCAUUUCCCAAAAGCAAAUCUUAGAUGGAGCUUGAAUUUAAUGAAAAUGUUAUAACAGUUUUGAAACAUUUAACAAAUGCAGAAGCCCCUGUGCACAAGUAGUUUGUUUAAUGAACCAGUUCCUGUGUACAAGCCCCUGUGUAUUUCCAAUUUUUUACAUUCAGAAAUCAAGGAAAAAAACUGAAGCUGUCUUUUAGUAGAGUUGAUAAUUUUCACCUGAUUUUUUCAUAUCUUCCUAUCAGAAAUACAAUUAAUAAAAGUGAAAUUUUACUAACUGUGGUUUAGGAUGUACCAGAUCAAUAGAAAUAAUCAGUUUAAUUUCAUUUCCAUAUGUAACAAGUUAUAUACCAAUUUAAAAGAUGAUUGUUAUGAAACUAUGUACAAAUAGAACAGAAUAGAUUUGUAAUGUAUAUAGAUAUAUAUAACAGAUAUACUCAUAGAAUAUUUAAAAUCUGAUUUCUUACUUCACUAAAAAUUACAUAUACCUCAUUACAUUCUGAUGAGACCCAUGGGAAAAUUUUUGACGGCAAUCAUGUUUUGGACAGUAAAUUUUGAGACUUUUUACAAAAAUAUGCUUUCAGAACACACAUGAGAGCUUGCAACUUGAGUCACAAGUGAAAUGAGAGAUCUGAUUUUAUUUUGAUGGAGAAUUUAUAUUUACCAUAUUACUAUUUUGCUUCAGAUAUAAGUCACAUGUAAGCACAUUUUAUUUAUCAAUAUUUGCAAUUUUACAUUUUUUUUUUUCUUUUUUGUUUAUUUUGUUGUAUCCAUCUUUCUUGUCUGCAUGUUGUCUAUCUCGUAUAUUUGAUUAAGGGUAUACUUUUGUAAUUUAAAACUAAUCUUUUUCCAUUUGAGUGAUGAUUACUUCUUGAAUAUUUAAUUUGUUUAAUUAGUGAAUUAAGACUACAAGGUAUAGCUACUAAUUGUCAUCAUUGGUUCUUCAAUUUUAGGUAAUUUCAGUAAAGGCAGGAAUAAGUUUCAGAUCAUUUAAUCACAUGAUUAUGUUAAUGCAUUACUAGAUGUUACACUAUAACGACUUUCAUUGAAAAUUUUUGCAGCCCAACUUGGGUAAUAAAAUCCUUAAUAAUAUCUUA
Messenger RNA from Ylistrum balloti, 4367 nucleotides. RefSeq lists its product as uncharacterized. The record is from RefSeq and is a predicted model, not a curated record. The transcript has 5 exons. NCBI's taxonomy places the organism in Eukaryota, Metazoa, Mollusca, Bivalvia, Pectinida, Pectinidae. Bases 106 to 1539 code for a protein of 477 amino acids. Gene Ontology annotation, molecular function: GTPase activity; GTP binding. Gene Ontology annotation, biological process: small GTPase-mediated signal transduction; cell migration.